AUGACGGAUUUACUUCUCGAUCCGGCCAUACGCACCUGGGUAUUCCUGCCAAUUGUUGUCAUCACCUUUAUGAUUGGCGUGCUCCGACAUUAUGUAUCGUUAUUGCUAAUGAGCAAGAAAAAGGUGGAGCUAGAGAAUGUCGCUGAUGGGCAGUAUCUACUUCGUUCACGAUUACUCCGAGAAAAUGGACGAUUUCUGCCAAGGUCGUCGUUCAACGCCAGGCGGAAUUUCCUUUCAGCAGAGGACCAUGGCUACUUGUCGAAAGCGAUGCAACGUCCAAGCAAAGGUCCCAAUCCGAUGGAUCCAAGUCAAAUGACGGAAAUGUUGAAGGGAAAUAUGAUGAACAUGAUUCCAAUGAUUGUCGUAGGAGGAUGGAUUAACUGGACGUUUUCUGGCUUCGUUACCACACGGGUUCCAUUUCCCCUGACGCUCAAGUUCAAGGCGAUGUUGCAACGUGGAGUCGAUCUUGUUUCUUUAGAUUCAGCAUGGGUAUCAUCGGCUUCGUGGUAUUUUCUGUGUAUGUUUGGAUUGAGGUCGAUAUACACAUUGGUGCUAGGUGAAGAGAAUGCCGCGGAUCAGUCCAAAGCUAUGGAGGAUCAAAUGAGUGGAGCGGCUAUGUCACCUCAACAAGAUCCGAAGGCAGCAUUCAAAGCAGAAUGGGAGGCCUUGCAAAUGCAUCAACAUCACCAUCUUUGGACCAUGUCUUCACAGAAAAGUAAUCAUAGCUUCCAUUGUUUAGGAGCGGCUAUGUCACCUCAACAAGAUCCGAAGGCAGCAUUCAAAGCAGAAUGGGAGGCCUUGCAAAUGCAUCAACAUCAGUUUGCGCUUUAA
This is a messenger RNA of Cooperia oncophora, 831 nucleotides long. The record is from the annotation of a GenBank genome assembly. NCBI's taxonomy places the organism in Eukaryota, Metazoa, Nematoda, Chromadorea, Rhabditida, Trichostrongylidae.